This is a messenger RNA of Durusdinium trenchii, 852 nucleotides long. Lineage: Eukaryota; Dinophyceae; Suessiales; Symbiodiniaceae. The record is from the annotation of a GenBank genome assembly.
AUGGCCCAGCCGUGGCGGAAAGCCUUAAGAAGCCUCUCCUAUGGCGCCGCAGGGGUGGGCGUGCUGGGCCUCGGGCAAGCGGCCCACCUCCGCUACAAGUAUCAAUGCCCAGGAGAGCCGAGCGGCGCCGUGCACGGCCAAGUAGGAAGCAAUUAUCAAGGAAAGCCUCUAAAGCUCCUCUUCGUCGGCGACUCCAUUGCGGUGGGCGUGGGCGCAAAGGCAGCUGCACCUUUGCAGGCUGCCUGCGCCCAGCGCCUCAGCAACUUGCAGCGCCGCCCCGUGGAGUGGCGUACCGUGGCGCAGAACGGCGCGGACGUGAGGGAGCUGCAGGCCUUGCUGGACCAGCCCGAAGGUGGCGCCAAGGUGAUUGACCUUGGCUUUGACAUCGCCGUGGUGCUCUGUGGAGUGAACGACGGUAAGAAGUUCUGGCAAGGCCGCUGGCCCUCUCACUUCCGGGAGGAUCUCGCCGAGCUGGUGCGCACCCUCCGCACCAAGGGAGAUCCGGAGAGCGUCAUCACGGUGCCCAACCUCCUAGGCCACGUGGAAGCACCGCUCUUCCAGUUGUGGCCGAUGUGCCAUUUGGUGGAUGCGCUCUUCGAGCAGUUCGAGGCCCAAAAGGUCGCCCUCGCGGACGAUGGCCAUGUGAGGCCUUGGUCCUCAUCGGGACGGAAAGUGCUGACCACGGACCAGAACCUUUGGUCGGUGGAUGGAAUUCAUCCCUCCUGCGAAGGCUAUCAGAAAAUUGGAGAAUGGCUUGCAACGCACCUCGCGCAGAUGCACGUGGUGCGAGUGGAGUACAGACACUGGAGGACACCACGCUGGAGCCUGGUACAUCAUCAUUUGAUGCGCUGA